AUCAAUUCCAUAGAUUUCUUCAUCGUCAUGGAUUUCAACAGCUCAAAGCCUUUCUCUUCCAAAAGAAAGCAGCGUAAGCAGCAGCAACCUCAGCAACAGCAAGAAGAAACGAGAUACUUGGGAGUAAGGAGGAGGCCAUGGGGUCGAUACGCAGCCGAGAUAAGAAACCCUUCCACAAAACAAAGGCAUUGGCUCGGCACGUUCGACACGGCUGAGGAUGCCGCCUUGGCCUACGAUCGUGCAUCUCGCUCCAUGCGUGGCCCCAAGGCUCGAACCAACUUCGUCUACUCCGAUAUGCCGGCUGGAUCAUCCGUCACCAAUAUCAUCUCCCCCGAUGAAUCACUUCAUCACAUGUCGUCCAUUUUUCCCACUAAUCAAACCGAUGCUAACCAGUACCCGCUUUUCUUCAACCAAGACCCUUUCGAUGUAAGCCAGUUUUGUUCCGGAUCACCAGCGGAAAGCGAUGCGUUUGAGCCUUACAGGCCCAUUACUGGACUCAUGGAUGCUGGAAAUGGUGGUUCUCUACAGUUCAGGGACGACUCUGAGCUGCCACCUUUGCCUCCUGAUGUCUCCUCCACUUGUUACGGGUACGGCUCGGGUUCAGAUAUGGGUUAUGAAGCUUGGAAUAACACAGGCCUUUUCGGGUUAUCGGAUCAAACCCCAAAUGGGUUUGACUCAGGAGUGAAUCUGGGCUUUAACUCAUACGAGUUGGAGCAGCAGCACAGCUCACUCUUCGGGACGAUUCCAGCCGUUCCUGAUACGGUCACUGACACAUUUGAUUUUACUCCAUCGUCGGGUUACUUCUUUCAAUAA
Molecule: messenger RNA, 813 nt
Organism: Hibiscus syriacus
Lineage: Eukaryota; Viridiplantae; Streptophyta; Magnoliopsida; Malvales; Malvaceae
Product: ethylene-responsive transcription factor LEP-like
Exons: 1
Coding region: 28-813 (261 amino acids)
Biological process (GO): regulation of DNA-templated transcription
Molecular function (GO): DNA-binding transcription factor activity; DNA binding
Source: RefSeq, a predicted model, not a curated record